Molecule: messenger RNA, 1036 nt
Organism: Cercospora beticola
Lineage: Eukaryota; Fungi; Ascomycota; Dothideomycetes; Mycosphaerellales; Mycosphaerellaceae
Source: RefSeq, a predicted model, not a curated record
AUGCAUACACUCUUUACUAUAUUGGCAUUGCUUAUCGCAACAACUUCCGCAGUGUCGAAACGUCAUGGGUACGGUCAUAGCCACGGUCAUGGUCACGGCCACGAGUUGCGACAGUUGUCGGCGUAUGAAACGAGCAGACACGUGGACUCGGUCGAAGAAGCUACGGCAAGAUGUCUAGGGUCGGAGAAUGAUAAGGGUUGCGAUGAGGGCAAUGAGUUGCGAUUAGAUCGAGCGUCCUAUGGCGAGAACUCUGCAAAGACGGCUCCUCUCGACAUCAAAACGAUUCCAGGACGACCCGAUGCAUAUGGACGCCCGGACGAGCGAACAGCCAUCCCCAGCGACGCGGUUCCGGAGAUUGAGAGAACAUACACCGAAUCUGGAAGCCCACUUUCAGCGGCCGAUAAGGCCGUAACAACAAAACCUACGCCUUCAAAAUUUCCGUCAGAGCCAACCCUGGAUGCAUAUUCAGUGACCAAUUUCUUUCCAUACUCUCCUUCCGGCUUCAAAAGCCCAUCGCCACAGUCCCCUCCAGAAUCAAGAAAUCUCGAAUAUCGCGCCAACGAGCUCCCAUCUCCUUACGCUACACUCCAACACCGAGCAAACGACAUCCCGUCUCCUUAUGCCACAUUGCACCAACGCGCCGAAGAGCCGACGCCUUAUCGUAUGCUGCCACGAAGUGCAAAUGGUACACUACCAUCUCCUUCGACACCUACCCAACAGAAUUCGAACGCAACAACACCAGCUCUUGCGCCCACACAGCAGAACAAGAAUGGUACUGCAUCCGCUUCGCGUACCUCGACGUUACAAGAUCCGCAGAACACGGAUGAGGCAGCACCGACUCAUGGAGAUCUUUUCCAGAAACCCAAUGCGGCUUCAGGCAUGAGAGCAGCUGGGUGGGGAAUAGCCGGUACUGCUUUGAUUGCGGCGGGGUUUGCCUUCUAGCAGAGUUAUGUAUUGGUUUGCAGGCUAGUUUGGCUGACAUUGAUAUAAGUUCCGCAGUUGAUAGUGCAUUAGCAUGUCGAUACGACCAUUAUCC